GUUUAAAUCACCGAAAAUAUUCACGAACUAAAUCCCGAUUUUUUUAAAAUAAAUAAACUAAAUGUCCGAUAAUUAUGACAGUAAUACUGGUGGUCAAAGUGAAUCGGGCGACGGAGUAGAAGGAGGAGAACCGGUAGUUUCAGGAUCGCCACUAUCAGCAGCAGCUCCCGGUGCUGUCGACAACAAUAAUGAUGAUCUGCUUAGCAAAUUGCAGGCCGAGGCCCGACAAUUGGCUGAAUUGGCCGUCAAUUUUGACGCCAACAACGAUUUGGAAGCAGCUGUCUAUUAUUAUCGGGAAACGGCAGAUGUACUGAAAAAAUGCUUACAUUUGAUGACAACAACAACUACGGUAUCGCCGGCCGAUAUGGACGCCAAACGCGGACAAUAUCUGACCCGAGCUCAGACACUAAUGGAUCGGAUUUAUACUAUCGACUCGAAAUCGGGAUCGGAUACCGUAGGCGGCGGCGGCAGUGGCGGGACAUUGGCGGCCAGUGAGGAGUCGGCAAUGUUGUUAAGGGCUGAGUGUUUGAUGCGGGAGGCGCUCGACGAGGACGGGGAUCAUAAUGUCGAUGAGGCUAUCGAGUUGUACACACAAUCUAUUGAACUGUGUAUACAAGCUAAAAAUAUCACAAAAGAUGAGUCUUUGAAGAAAAAGUUGACGACAUUGGCUACCAGUGCUCUGGAUAGAGCCGAAGCACUUAAACAACUGAACACAACGACAACAUCUACACCGGGAAGUGAUAUCAGUAAAGGUGUUACCAAACUGAAGCUCAGUCCCAGUAAUACCAGUCCCACCACUACUACUCAGUCAUCAAUAGCUACCACCACAUCGUCGUCAUCAUCGUCACCGACACAUCAAAAACAUGUUAUCAGCGGACAGACUGACUAUACACGUGAAGAGAUCCAAGUUCUACGCCAGACAUCUAUAAUCAACGGUCGAGAAUACGUACCGUUUUUGUCGGUCGACCUGAAAGAGCGCUUCUCCUAUCCGAUGCCUUAUUCAGAUAAAGACGGUCUACUGGUGUUGGCACCAAAACAACGUCAUUCGUGGCAACGAUGGGCCCGUUUGGAUGAGCUCAGCCCAUCGCCGGCAGUGAUCAGCGACCAAAUCGACUGUUUUGCUAUCAAACAAACUAUUGUCAGCGACUGUUCAUUUGUGGCCUCACUGGCCGUAUCGGCACUCUAUGAAAAACGUUUCGCUGGCCGUCGAUUGAUCACUAAUAUUGUCUAUCCUCAGCGCCGGGACGGUCGACCCGUUUACAAUCCGUGCGGCAAAUAUAUGGUUAAGUUUAACAUCAAUGGUGUGGCCCGUAAAGUAUGUAUGUCUGUGCUCAUUGAUGAUCGACUUCCAGUGGACAAGUAUGGCCAGUUGCUGUGCUCCUAUAGUAGUAAUAAACAAGAGUUUUGGGUAUCGUUACUGGAAAAGGCAUACAUGAAAGUAAUGGGUGGCUAUGACUUUCCCGGCAGUAAUUCGAACAUAGACUUACACGCACUGACCGGUUGGAUACCCGAGCGACUGUCCCUAUCGGGUUCGGGUCCAGAGUCGGAAAGAGAGAAAACAUUCAAAAUGCUGUGCGAAAGGCACGCAAAGGGCGAUGUAUUAAUUACAAUAGCAACGGGAGAGCUGUCCGAUGCCGAGUGCGAGCGAACCGGUUUGGUGGCCACACACGCCUACGCUAUGCUCGAUAUCAGGGCUGUUAUGAAUAAACGACUGUUCCUAUUGAAGAAUCCAUGGAGUCAUCUGAGAUGGAAAGGCAAUUACUCGGAACGGGAUGUCAACAAUUGGACCAAACAGUUAAAGGAUGCUCUACACUAUGAUCCGCAAAGUGCCAGAAAUUUUGAUAACGGUGUAUUCUGGAUAGACAUGGACUCUCUAUACCGGUUCUACGAUGUGGCCUAUUUGAACUGGAAUCCAAGUCUAUUUAAAUAUACCUAUUGUACACACGACUCAUGGAGUGCAGGUGUCGGUCCUGUUAAAGAUAUCUACAAUAUUGGCGAUAAUCCACAAUACAGUCUAACAUUGAAAAGCCCGGACAGUACUGUUUGGGUGCUAUUAACCCGUCAUAUAACUGAUAAGAACGAUUUUGCCAAUAAUAAAGAGUAUAUCGCUUUAUUGGUCUAUAAAAAUACCGGUGAAAAAGUUUAUUUACCAUUUGAUCCGCCCCCACACAUUGAUGGUGUCCGAAUCAAUAGUCCGCACUACCUGUGCAAAAUCAUGCCAACUGGUUCACCAAGUAGUCGCUAUACACUAGUUAUAUCGCAGUAUGAAAAAUCAGCGACAAUACACUAUACGAUACGUGCCUAUUCUACCGGUGCCUUUCAGCUUAAAAAACUGGUCAAUCCAUACAAAUAUAAAGAGAUUGAAAGGAACGGUAAGUGGACGGCCGAGACUGCCGGUGGAUGCGCUAACAAUAGGGACAGUUAUCACAAGAAUCCGGUCUAUCAGUUGACGAUUACCAGUGCUAACGAUACAGACAAUCAGUUACUAAUUGAUUUAAAAGGACCAAAGGAUUACGCCAUUGGUAUCGAUUUGGUGGCCGUCACUGUCCUGAAUCCGAGUUCAGUCAACUAUUUUCAACGACAAUCGUCAGGUGCUUUCAGAUCGGGCUUUACAGUACUACAGUUGCGUGCCGUACCCGCCGGUACCUACAAUAUCAUACCGUCCACCUAUAAACCCAAUCAAUUGGGACCGUUUUUCCUGGAAGUACAGUCAACCACACCAUUGAAAUUGUCUAAAUUAAGAUAA
Molecule: messenger RNA, 2746 nt
Organism: Oppia nitens
Lineage: Eukaryota; Metazoa; Arthropoda; Arachnida; Sarcoptiformes; Oppiidae
Product: calpain-7-like
Exons: 13
Coding region: 62-2746 (894 amino acids)
Biological process (GO): proteolysis
Molecular function (GO): calcium-dependent cysteine-type endopeptidase activity
Source: RefSeq, a predicted model, not a curated record